UUAAUUUGCAUUCAUAGUCGAAGGAGAAAAUGAUGAAAGGCGUACGGCGCGGUUGUGUGCGACUCAAGGACGCAGUUAUCGGUAUAGACGAUCAAGAGGACAAUACGUUCACGAUAACUGUGGAUCACAAAACAUUUCAUUUUCAGGCGCAACACAGCGAGGAACGCGAGAAGUGGGUUAGACGACUAGAGGACACCAUACGACGGCAUGCGAAUCGCACUCGGCUGUGGGACAAUCAGAGCACUUUUUACCUUGGCGGCUAUCAGAAGGAUGUGAUAGGCAACAAACGUGCCAACCACUUGGAAUUACUGGGUCGACGUGUAUCUGAAGCGGACGCCUAUUUGCAGUUAAUCAUCGAGCAGACUAAUAAAAUCGACAAACGCAUUGAGGAAAUAACGGAUGCUGAGGAAAAAGUCAAAUGCAAAGCACUACAGGACAACGCCAGUGCCAUGUUGGAUCAUAUCAAGCACUCCAUUGUAAGUCUACAAAUUGCCAAAAAUAUGGCUCAUCCAAUUAAUGGCAUCUACAAUGGGCCCAUAAGUGCGACCACCCGCAGCAACAGUGCCGCUGCCACUCUGACGAGCAUGAAUACUGCAGGCACAACUUCUGGGAGCGCUAUGAUAGCCGCAGCGGCAGGCAAAACGCUACUCACGAGCGCCAUAGAUCCGGUGACGGGCGCAAAACUGGAUGUGAGCGGGGGCGAGGAGGAGGAGGAGGAUUCCACUACGGAGAAUGGCUUAUUGCCGCAAACAGUGCCACGCGUUGUCAAUGAUGUACCCACGCAACAUCAGCAGCGCAUCGAACUUGACCAGCAGCAACAAAAAACCAAACAAUACUUCCGUUAUCAACGCCAAUAUCAACACAUCGGCAUGCUGCCUAGCCCCACCGCCAACAGCAUUGAUAUUGUUGACAUUAUCGCCGAUGGCAUUGAGUACGGCACUGCGGUCGAAAUCGCCAUUAGCGGCGGCCCAGUUGGUGCGACAACAGCUCCUCUGGCUGUAGAUGUGCCUGAAACCUCAUAUUCUAGCAGCGAAGAUGAAGAGGACUUCUACGACGCGAACGAUGAUCCGUUCACUAGUAUGGGAAAUUCACCUAGCUAG
Molecule: messenger RNA, 1100 nt
Organism: Rhagoletis pomonella (apple maggot)
Lineage: Eukaryota; Metazoa; Arthropoda; Insecta; Diptera; Tephritidae
Exons: 6
Coding region: 30-1100 (356 amino acids)
Source: RefSeq, a predicted model, not a curated record